ACAAAAGAUAUUAAAUUUGAUUCACCUAUCCCAUUCCCAUAAAGUCUUGCAUGUAGAAGUAAAAGAUUUAUAUAAAUUGACCCAUGAAUCAUUUUAUAAGAGUUGGAUUUUGCAAGAGAAGAUUGUAGGCCAGGGAAGAGGGUGGAGGAAUUUAAAGUUUACUGAACAGCUACUCAAAAAGAAAAGAAAAGAAAAGAAACCAAAAGUUGAACUUCCCAAAAAAUCAAACAAGGGGGAAAAAGAAAAACUUGUAAUUUAAAGCGACAAGUCAACGAACACCGAAAACUGCACAAUGUACCCCAUUCUCAAUCCCUCUGAAAACCGCGUUACCGAACAAAAUGCCUGCCACGUAACCACCGGGCCCCACUAGACCCCCUUAGAUACCCCUGACGUGGAUAUUCAUAGGCCAACCACCAGCGUUCCACGGACACUCCAACGACGCCGAGAUUCUGGGAAGAGGACUAAACCACGUUUCGCACCAAAACUCUCCCCCCCCCCCAAUGGCCGCGGUGGCGGGUGCAAUUCGCUGCGAGCUUCCGUCAGCUAAACCGGCCGUUUUGAGGAAGGAAACGGCUUCGGGACCGGCUCCGGUUCAGAGAGUCAAACUGGGUGAAGCAGAGAAUGGGAAGAUAGUGCUGCAGCCGAGGUUGUGUACGUUACGGUCUUAUGGGUCUGAUCGAGGUGGGGUGAUGAGGACGAGGAGAGACGGCGGUGCGGAUGAGGGCUCGCCGUUUUUUGAGACGCUUUCGGAGUAUAUUGAGAGCUCGAAGAAGAGUCAUGACUUUGAGAUCAUCUCUGGCCGCCUUGCCAUGGUUGUGUUUGCAGCAACUGUGACAACAGAGAUUGUGACUGGAGACUCAGUAUUUAGGAAGAUGGAUGUACAAGGGAUUGAAGAAACAAUUGGCGUGUAUGUGGGAGCUAUGAUUUCUGCUGCAAUCUUUGCUUGGCUAUCCAGCGCUCGGGACAGAGUCGGCAAAAUCUUCACUGUGAGUUGUAACGCAGUUAUUGAUUCACUGAUUGACCAGAUUGUUGAUGGACUGUUUUAUGAAAGCGAGCUCAGCGACUGGUCUGAUGAUAUCUGAAAUACCAUCUUUCUGAAAAGAUGGAAAAACAACAUACUCUUAUAGGCAAAACUGCCUCUUUUUGAGAUUGUACAUGAUAGAGCUUGAAAAAUCACAUCAGAAACUAGAAAUGCAAUUAGCUGAAUUUACUUAGUGCUGAAUACUGUCAUUAGGCUGUGUGGGGGUGUGCAAAAGCAUGGAGAUAGAGUUUUACUUAAGGUCUGUUGUUUUUGUAUAAAAAACUUGUCAUCCACUUGUAAAAUAUUACUAACGCAAUCAAAUGCACAGGUGGCUGGGUUUAUACUUAUAAACUUGUAGUGCCUGC
Messenger RNA from Rubroshorea leprosula, 1386 nucleotides. Lineage: Eukaryota; Viridiplantae; Streptophyta; Magnoliopsida; Malvales; Dipterocarpaceae. The record is from the annotation of a GenBank genome assembly.